GGGCGAGCCGGCGCCAGGGCCAGUCGGGCCGGGAAGCAGGGAGGGCGAGCGAAGUUGAUGCCCGGCGGCGGGGCGAGCGCGGCGUCUGGCCGGCUCUUCACCACUGCGGAGCAAAGGGGGGCCCGGGAAGCGGUGGGGUCGGCGUCCAGGAGCGGCCCGGGGGGCCCCGGCGGAGGCGGCGGCAGAGGCGGAGUAGGCGGCUCCGGGCCGGGGAGCGGAGGCCCGGGGGGCCCGGUGGGCAGGAUGAGCCUGACCCCGAAGGAGCUCUCGAGCCUGCUGAGCAUCAUCUCGGAGGAGGCGGGCGGCGGCAGCACCUUCGAGGGCCUGUCCACCGCCUUCCACCACUACUUCAGCAAGGCCGACCACUUCCGCCUGGGCUCGGUGCUCGUCAUGCUGCUGCAGCAGCCCGACCUGCUGCCCAGCGCGGCGCAGCGCCUCACCGCGCUCUACCUGCUCUGGGAGAUGUACCGCACCGAGCCGCUCGCCGCCAACCCCUUCGCCGCCAGCUUCGCGCACCUGCUCAACCCCGCGCCGCCCGCCCGCGGCGGCCAGGAGCCCGACCGGCCACCGCUCUCAGGAUUUUUACCUCCUAUAACUCCACCAGAAAAGUUUUUUCUUUCCCAGCUGAUGCUGGCACCCCCAAGGGAACUCUUCAAAAAGACGCCUCGCCAGAUUGCAUUGAUGGACGUUGGAAACAUGGGCCAGUCUGUGGACAUUAGUGGACUUCAAUUAGCCUUGGCUGAACGCCAGUCUGAAUUGCCAACCCAGAGUAAAGCUAGCUUUCCUAGUAUUCUCAGUGACCCAGACCCAGAUUCUUCUAAUUCCGGAUUUGACAGUUCAGUUGCCUCUCAGAUCACGGAAGCUUUAGUCAGUGGACCAAAACCACCUAUUGAAAGCCAUUUUCGGCCAGAGUUUAUUCGUCCACCACCUCCCCUCCACAUUUGUGAGGAUGAACUGGCUUGGCUGAAUCCCACGGAGCCUGACCAUGCGAUCCAGUGGGAUAAGUCCAUGUGUGUCAAGAACAGCACUGGUGUGGAGAUCAAGCGAAUCAUGGCCAAAGCCUUCAAAAGCCCCUUGUCUUCUCCACAGCAAACACAGCUCCUUGGUGAGUUGGAAAAAGACCCCAAACUUGUUUAUCAUAUUGGCCUCACUCCAGUCAAACUUCCUGACCUCGUGGAAAACAACCCUCUAGUGGCUAUAGAAAUGUUGCUGAAAUUAAUGCAGUCAAGCCAGAUCACUGAGUAUUUCUCUGUCCUGGUCAAUAUGGACAUGUCCUUACAUUCGAUGGAAGUUGUGAAUCGACUAACUACAGCUGUUGAUCUACCUCCUGAAUUUAUUCAUCUUUAUAUAUCAAAUUGUAUCUCUACUUGUGAACAAAUCAAGGAUAAAUAUAUGCAGAAUCGUUUGGUGCGUCUUGUGUGUGUCUUUCUCCAAUCCUUGAUCCGUAACAAAAUUAUUAAUGUGCAGGACUUGUUUAUAGAAGUGCAGGCAUUCUGUAUUGAAUUCAGUAGGAUACGAGAAGCUGCUGGCCUUUUCCGGUUGUUGAAGACAUUGGAUACUGGGGAAACACCUUCGGAGACCAAAAUGUCAAAAUAAUACCUCAUCAGAACCACCCCAUUCGUUCAGCUGUACUGUGAUUUAGUUUUUAAAACUCUUAAAACCCUGAAUGGAUUACUUGUCCUAAUGUAUAUAAAUAACACUUUAUCUACUAAAAGCAACGUUUUGCUUUCAUGAUUUUUUCCUUUACAUGAAUUUUUGGUAAGAACUUGGGAGAAUGUGUCUUUUAGGUGUUUUGCUGAUGACUAUCCGUAGAAGGAACAGUUAUCCUAAAAAAAAAAUUAAUGCAAAAAACAGAUGAAGUUUCUUUUAGCACUGAAGAGCAAAGUACCUGUUUUUGCCUAAAAGACAAGCUACUGGCUUCUCAUAAAUCAGGAAUCCAGUUUUCCUAAGGUUCCAAUAUGAAAAGUAUUUAAUGAGAGUAAAUGAAGACAUGCUUAAGAAUUUGUGAUACCAUCCUUGAGGUAAAAGCAGUUGAGUGUUUUUGAAUCAUCAAGUGGCAAACCUAAGUUUGGUUUGUGAACCUCUUACGCAUGUAGCUGGUAACUUCUCAUUAAGCAUGGUCUGAACCAAGGACAUAACUUUACCCUUCUUGUCGUGAGGACUUUAAUAGACAACAGAAUAAAUAUAUUUCUCGGGCCUCUUAUACAUAUGGGAACUCUUAGAAACCUUUUUCUAGGCUAUAAUAGCUACUAUAGUUUUUUUUUUUCCCCCGAGUUGUUCUGUUGUUAGUCUAAGCCAUUUUUUGUUUUGUUUUAAGGAAAAAUAUCAGUGCUCUGGGAGGUAAUAGCACCACUGGGCACUGCUGUGUAAAUUGCCUGCUGAGUGGAAUCUACCCUCUCCUGUCUGUGGUGGGGCAGAUGCGUGUCAGAGAAAAAUAGGGCAGCAGGGUGGCAUAGUGUGGGCUGUUACCCCCAUGGAACUUUAGAUAACAGUGCCUUCCAUUAAAGUUCUUUUUUA
Cynocephalus volans (Philippine flying lemur) is the source of this 2517-nucleotide messenger RNA. It is a transcript of the gene CNOT11, whose product is annotated as CCR4-NOT transcription complex subunit 11. The transcript is spliced from 7 exons. Gene Ontology annotation, cellular component: CCR4-NOT complex. The coding region runs from base 58 to 1596 and encodes 512 amino acids. Lineage: Eukaryota; Metazoa; Chordata; Mammalia; Dermoptera; Cynocephalidae. The record is from RefSeq and is a predicted model, not a curated record.